This is a messenger RNA of Sus scrofa (pig), 5534 nucleotides long. It is a transcript of the gene PRKAB2, whose product is annotated as protein kinase AMP-activated non-catalytic subunit beta 2. Gene Ontology annotation, molecular function: protein kinase binding. Gene Ontology annotation, biological process: signal transduction. Gene Ontology annotation, cellular component: cytoplasm; nucleotide-activated protein kinase complex; nucleus. The record is from RefSeq and is a predicted model, not a curated record. Lineage: Eukaryota; Metazoa; Chordata; Mammalia; Artiodactyla; Suidae.
CCAUCGAGCCGGCGGUGGCUAGAGAGGCCGGCGGGCCCCGGGCGCCGCGGUGGUACGGCCACAGGGAGUGCGCGCUAGGCGGGCACCGCGCCGCUGGCCUCGUGGCCAUUUUAGGAGGAACCGCGGCUCGCUAGCCCCGGGCGCGGCUUCAAUUUCAAUAACUUUAUUGGUGGCUUCUCAGCGGAACAGCCAUCGCACCAUUGGCCUCGGGAGGAGGGAGAAUUUACAGGAGGUGGCCCCCGACUCCGAGCUGCAGCCAUGGGAAACACCGCCAGCGAGCGGGUGGCCGGGGAGCGCCACGGCGCCAAGGCUGCUCGCGCUGACGGCGCGGGCGGCCAUGCCCCGGGCAAGGAGCAUAAGAUCAUGGUGGGGAGCACCGACGACCCCAGCCUCUUCAGCCUGCCCGACUCCAAGCUCCCUGGGGACAAAGAGUUUGUAUCAUGGCAGCAGGAUUUGGAGGACUCCGUAAAACCCACACAGCAGGCUCGGCCCACUGUUAUCCGCUGGUCUGAAGGAGGCAAGGAGGUCUUCAUCUCUGGGUCCUUCAACAAUUGGAGCACCAAGAUUCCACUGAUUAAGAGCCAUAAUGACUUUGUUGCCAUCCUAGACCUUCCUGAGGGAGAGCAUCAGUAUAAGUUCUUUGUGGAUGGACAGUGGGUUCAUGAUCCAUCAGAGCCUGUGGUUACCAGUCAGCUUGGCACAAUUAACAAUUUGAUCCAUGUCAAGAAAUCUGAUUUUGAGGUGUUUGAUGCUUUAAAGCUAGAUUCAAUGGAAAGCUCAGAGACAUCUUGUCGAGACCUUUCCAGCUCACCCCCAGGGCCUUAUGGUCAAGAAAUGUAUGUGUUUCGAUCAGAGGAGAGAUUCAAAUCCCCACCCAUCCUGCCUCCCCACCUUCUCCAAGUUAUUCUUAACAAGGACACUAAUAUAUCUUGUGACCCAGCCUUGCUACCUGAGCCCAAUCAUGUUAUGCUGAACCAUCUCUAUGCAUUGUCCAUUAAGGAUAGUGUGAUGGUCCUUAGCGCAACUCACCGCUACAAGAAGAAGUAUGUCACUACUCUGCUGUACAAGCCCAUCUGAAGGCAUCCCUUCCUGCCUCCCAGGAUUCAGGAGAAGCAUCUUCCUUGCCUUUCUGGACUGGACCAGUCUUAUGUGGGACUGGAAAGCUGAUAUGCUUUGAGGCUAAUAUGUGUGUUUCAGUGCCUCUGAGUAGGAAUGCUCUGCUUUUGCGUUUGAUUGCAAAUGAGAGCUUUAUGAGUUCAUGGAAUUUAUUUUAAGAAAAAAAAAAUAUAUAUACAUAUGAAGGAAGGUUAAUGGAAGUCUCCUAGCUAGGUGUAUUCUCUCUGCCUGUGGGAACUCACCAAGACCUGUUUGGGAGAGCUACAGGAAGAACCAUGACAGGAAGCUUUUUUAAAAGAGAAUGAAGAGCAAACUCUCAGGAUCCUUUUUGGGUGGAGGUUCUAUCACUGCUACCUUGGUUGUCCAAGGGAUGAAUUUGUGCCAGACUGCUGCCCCACUUACAGCUGCCUCCUUGCAGGAGCAGCUUUUCUUGCAUGGGUUCUCUGUUUUCUCAGAGUGUGUGCCACAAUCUGUAUUUUUUAUGAUAACCGAUGCCCCACAAGAGCCCUGUUUCCUCCCAUUUCACAUUCUUGCUUUGUUUACCUCCUUCAGAUCCUAUGCCUGACCCUUCCCUAACACAAAACUCGGUAGGUGAAUGACCCCUUUCAAAUGCUGUGUGAGACCUAACCCACCUCAGAAACUAGGGCUGCUAGAAAGUCUCCUUUUUAAGCACAGCACAGCACCAUGAGACUUUGUUACCAGUUAUUUUGGCUUCUACUAAUGAAAAUAUGGCUCAGAAUUAUAUGAAAAUUAGAAUGCAGGUCUGCUUUCUUGUUUUGGUGCCACAGUUUAGGCUGUAUUGGCACAUUCCUAUACUUUUUCCCCCUGGCUCGGCCUUGCUUCCAUGUUUUCUUUCACAGAGCAGACAGCUUUGAAGGUGGAAGUGAAACCAGGGAAAACUUUCAUAUAUUUCAUCUUUGGAAGAUUUUUAUGUGCCUACAUUUUUCUUUUAUCAAAAAAUGCCUUUUUAUUGGUCUUAAGAGACUGCAUUGGAGAACUUCAGACUUUCAAUAGACAACUCCCAAUAAUUUCUUCUCUAGUCUAUCCCUCUACAAUCUUCGCAUUAAUGUGGCUGACUCUGUGUACUUCAUUAUGGUAGACACUGCUCUAGAUACAGACUAUUAGACUCAUUUCAUGCACCUAAAAGCUUCCCUCAACUUAAAGUUUCAUUAGAAGCAAGAAAGUACCUUGGUCGUUCCAGCCAUGAAAAGUAUCAUUUUCAUGCACUAAGUACUAAUAGAAUUGUUUUGUCCUUCUGUACCUUUUUCCAAAAAGUGUUUGAUGAAGUGAGGUCAAUGAUUUCAAUUUGCGGAAUAAAAAGUAGCUAUUCAGUCCACCCUUGGGGUUCGGAGAUUAAAACAUUUUCCCCCAAGUUUCUGUGGCUUUUCCAUUACAGGUAAAAGCAAACAUUCAAUACUGAAGGAGGCUAAACUUGAUGCUGAAGAGGCUCCCUGACUGCUAAGAUCUGCCCAGCCAUACUGAAAGGGCACUGACAGGUUAGUUAGCUACCUCCUGUCUUUUCCAUGUAAAGCUGAUGACACAGUUGUCUUUGGGUACAUAGACCUCUGAGAUCCUCUGUGUGAGGCAGUAGGGUGUGGGGCUGCUGUUUUGCUGGGAAGGCAGAUUGCUAACUGCUUUAGUGGUUAAUUGCUGAGAGUAAAUUACUUUAGCCACUCAAGGCCACCCUCUGCAGCAAAAGGCUUUUGUGGAAAACGUUUCCUGGUCUCAAUCACUUUUAGAAUGAUGUGUCGUUUUAAAAAUUCAGGCCAAAUUCUGUUAUAACCAACUCAGGAUCUGCAUUGUCUUCAGUUGUACUAGAAUUUUGCUUUUUCCAAAACCCAUUAAACAAGUGGGCCACUUAGGAUUUAAAACUUGGUUGUUACAUGAAGGAUUUUGUUUUACUUAUAUGUCUUAUCAGCCAUACUGAAAUGUAAUUGUGUUAAAAUUUCUAUUCUGCACAGAUAUAUCAGUGGAGUGGGGCAGGAAAAGAGACCCCUUCAGUUUCUCUCAGGCCAGAGGCAUCUAUAAACUGGAUCUGUCUCCAGUGACAGACAGUAGGUUUUGGUGCUGGUGACCUUCAGAUCUUUCUAAUCUGGAAAUGUGCAGAAAGUGUCAGUUUUCUAAAUUCUGAAGUAAUCUCUUAGUCGGAUGUGAAAGUGCCUACUAACUGGUAGGGAAAGGGAUGAAUAAGAGGAACUCGAUGAUGUCUCAUUCAGCCCUGUACCUUCUCUGUACUGCUGAUAACAUCCCAUGGCCUUGAGAAUUCCUAUUAUACUCUCAGUCUGUCCCCGAGAGACUGAUCCAGAAGGUAGAGAGGGAGGGAGGAAGGUACCCUAAAGUACAGCUCACUCAUUCUUUUAUAUUGAUUACAGGGAUAGUUUAUUUUCUGCAGAAGAAUCUGAUAGAUUUUGACAAUGAAUAAAGGCAAAAAAAAUUUUUUUUUAGAUUUAUUUGGUUUUGUUUUUUGUUUUUUUGUUUUUUUGCCUAUAAGAACUUCAUAGAGUCAGAGAGUAAAAACAGAACUCUUUGGGAGGGCUGACCCUUACAGAUUUGUAUCAUGGUUUAGGGGUGGUAGGAAAAGAAAGAGUAACUGAGCUGAGGAGGGAUACUAGGAAAAUUAAGGCUUAAGUAACUCAGAACUAAAAAUCUCCUUUUUAAAAUUAAAUCAGACAUAAUAUACCGGUAUCUUUGGAUCUCACUGUAUAUUAAAAAAAAAAAACUACCCUUUGUUUCUUGUUUCUAUUUUCUACCCUUUCUUCUGUAUUUUGCUUUAACUUCAUUUGUUAGGUGGACUUUACCAGAGUCUAAAGUCAAACAUUACCUAAAACAAAUAUUAGUCAUCUUGCUGGUAAUGAGAACUUCUAUGUCAUGGUUAUUAGCUUGCUUUAAGCUUAAGAGCUGAAUGGGAUUUAAUCACUGUAGGCAAAACCCAUGAAGGGCAUACCUGGCCUUGAUAAUGUUGGCUUUUUUUUUUUUAAACAAUGCUUAUAUGGUAGAGAAACCCUAUAAAAGAAGUAUUCAAGAGAAGUCUCUUGACAAGAUCCUAUAAACCCAGGCCCACUCACUUCACUCCAAUUAUUUCUAGACUCUUGUAGAUCUAAUGGAUCUGAAGUAAAACCUUUGAAAAAUGUUGGUACUCCAUGUAUGCUGCUAAACUGAAGUUAAGUUCAGAAAGGAGUGUUAUCUCUAGACGGCGCUUAUGUUAAUCUGGGUAUAAAUGAAGGAAGCAUUAAUGAUAGAAUCCCCUGCUUUUAAUUGGGGAAAUAGGGCUUUUAAAAUUUUGACCUCAACUAAAUAUGAUAUGCAAUAGUCUGUGUUUGUGUAUGUUUGAAAUACAUUCUAUUCUCAGAGAUUUCUAAAUCCUCAUAUUCUGGUGAUUUGAAGCAUAGGCUUAAGAGCAGAUACACAGUAGGUUCCUGCAUUAUUCAGACUCAUCUUUAAAGCCAAGCUCUUGCUGUCUUCUACUAGGAACUGCUGACUUCAGUUACCCAUGGUAUGGAGGACCUAAGAAGGAUAGGAGUGAGGUUCUUUUAACACUCUAGAUCUAGACAUUUCUCUCUCCUUAAGCACCAAUCACGAUUGGAGUUUGAAGGGCUGUGAUUCUUCAAUGAACCCAACCUUUUGGAGUAAAGAGGCUAAAUAACCCUUUUUAAAUUAUAAGGAAAAAGAAAAGGAGAAAAGAAAAACAAACAAAAACCUCUAAGAGUCUGUUAUUUAUGAAAGCCAAUUCCUAGCAAUGGAAUCCCUCUAGGAUUCAUAUUUGGGCUUUGUCUUGAUUUGCUUUACUCAGUUGUGCUAUAAAUUGAAUGUUUUGUUAGUUUCAACAUUGCUUGGAUUUGAAUUGUGUGUGGCACAGUGCUUUUGCGGUAAAAUUGGUGCAAAAUACUAAAUACUCUGGAUUUUGUAGUCAGGGUAAAUGGUGAAGGGAUACCUACCCUAAGUAUUAUAUUGUGUAUUGAUCAUCUUACUUCUUUUCUAUUCCUGUAUUCAGAACACUUACCCAGGUUGUGGUUUUAGGACAGCCAAAGCUCACUGAUGUUGAUUAGUCCUAAUCUCCACACUGGGCCCCAUAUGUGAGACUUGUUUGUAUUUAGGUAAACUGGAUAGUGUUGGUUGUUACUAUACUGAAGCAUUUUGAGUAAGUAUAGCUCUGUUAUAAAGGGGGGAUGAGACUAUAAUUUGAAGGGAAUUAAAUAUUUGAGUCCUCCUUUAAAUGGUGCUUUCUGUAACCUUAGUACUGAGAUACAGAGCUGCUUUCCAGUAUUUCACAAAGGAGUGGAUAAGAAUGGAUUUUAAAGCUUUUCCCCAAGUGUAAUUUGUCACUGGACUCUGACAUGUCUGAAAAAUAUGUGAUGUAACACAUAGAAAUGUGAGUUUUCCAUAAAACUGUUGAAUAAAAGUAAUAUAUAGCAAUAAUA